UUGCAAUAAUAAUGGAGUCUUAAAGUCGAUUCUAUUAGUUCGAGAACUUUUGGUUCAAUCGAUUAUCGAAUCGAAUAAAUAUAGGGAUACCAACAUUUAUAGAAAAAAAAAUAGAUUUAGUUCUAAGAUAAGUGUUACCAAUGUUAGAUGAUCAUCUGCAACCAGCUGAGUUCUUGAGCUCUCUUUGAUAAAUUCAUCAUAAACAGUGUCUUGAGUCGUAAUAUGUAGAUUUUUGUGUAUCAAGGUCUAACGUAUUUCUUUGUUUGCUGUAAAAAAACAUAUUUUAUUUUUAUUUUCUUGUUAAAAUCAGAAAAUUUAUCCCACAUGAUGAAUGAACAAUGACGUCGAUAACAACGUAAUAUUUUUCUCAAAUCAACUACGUAUUUAGUUCGAGACGAGAAAUUUAUUUUUUUAUUGUUCUCGUUUCUGUCAUCGAGUUUCGAAAAUGUCGGACAUAAAGAGUAUGGAGCAUCCUACUCUAAAGGUGCCAUAUGAGUUGUUAAACAAAAAAUUUCGCUCAACGCAAAAAGUUUUAGACAGAGAAGUGUCUCAUGUACAAGCAGCUGCGAAUGAACUUGAAAAAGGACUUAAUAGUAAUAGUGGUCAUGCAACAACAGGAGAAAUCACCCGUUUAUUAGGUGGUGUAGUAGCUAGAUUACAAGUGUUAAAAAGAAAGGCAGAAGAAUCGAUAGCAGAAGAACUUCAAGCUGGUAUGGUCUGUAAAAGAAGAUUAGAUCAUUUAAAAGAACAUGCGAACUCAUCUCCUAGUGUCGUAAAUCAAUGGAGAAGACAGCGACUUGAUAGGAUGCUUGUUGAAUAUUUUUUAAGGAAAGGAUAUUAUAAGACAGCUAUGAAAUUGGCUGACACUACAGAAUUGAGAGAUUUAACAAAUAUUGAUGUGUUUAUGGUAUCUAGAGAAGUUGAAAUAUCAUUAGCAAAUCAUGAGACAACCCGUUGCUUAGGAUGGUGCCAUGAUAAUAGAUCGAAAUUAAGAAAAUUAGGUAGCACAAUGGAGUUCAAUUUAAGAGUUCAAGAAUUUAUUGAAUUAGUUCGUCAAGAUCGUCGUUUGGAUGCAGUAAAACAUGCACGAAAAUGCUUUGCGAAUUAUGAUGAUUAUCAACUUCAAGAAAUUCAAAGCUGUAUGGGACAGUUAGCAUUUCCAGCAAAUCCUUAUCUGAGUCCUUAUAAAGAUUUAUUAGAUGAAAAACGUUGGGACCGACUUAUAGAACAAUUUCGUCAUGAAAAUUAUAGACUGUUUCAAUUGGCCAGUCAAAGUAUAUUUACUGUUGCACUCCAAGCUGGUCUUUCAGCUCUAAAAACACUUCAGUGUUAUAGUGCUAAUAAGGAAGGUAAAAAUGCUAGUUGUCCUGUGUGCAAUGAAGCACUUAAUGAAUUAGCUGCUCCAUUACCUUUUGCUCAUUGCUCUCAAUCGAGGCUAGUGUGUAGUAUUAGUGGGGAACCUCUAAAUGAAUAUAAUCAACCGAUGAUGAUGCCGAAUGGAUACGUCUAUGGUGAAAAGGCUUUAGAAAAAAUGGCACAAGAAAAUAAUGGCGCUGUAAUAUGUCCAAAAACCAAAGAAGUAUUUCCAUUCAAAAAAAUCGAAAAAGUUUAUGUCAUGUAAUAUACAAUUUUUAAUUAGCAUAAAUAUAAAAUAUAGUUGCAAUAAUAAGAAUAAUUAUAAAAAUAAUU
Molecule: messenger RNA, 1689 nt
Organism: Chelonus insularis
Lineage: Eukaryota; Metazoa; Arthropoda; Insecta; Hymenoptera; Braconidae
Gene: Kaz
Product: Katazuke
Exons: 4
Coding region: 446-1621 (391 amino acids)
Biological process (GO): proteasome-mediated ubiquitin-dependent protein catabolic process
Cellular component (GO): GID complex; nucleus; cytoplasm
Molecular function (GO): protein binding; ubiquitin protein ligase activity
Source: RefSeq, a predicted model, not a curated record